ACGACCGAAGAUAAUGAUAAGAUAACAACACCUACUCAGAGAUAAAGUGUUACCCAGAUUUAUUUUAGUCAUGAAGUUAUUGUGAAAAUGGAGGAAACCAGGAACAGGCCAGAAAGACGGGAGAGGGUGGAAGACCUUCAUUUGGACAGGGUGGUGGCAUCACAACCAGAAAUAGGACCAACACCACCUGACGGUGGUUAUGGAUGGUUGAUAUUGUUCGCUGCAGUGAUAUACAAUGUUACAGCACCAACCUUAUUGUUGCUAUAUGGAUUAGUGAUUUUGAAGUCACUGCGGGAAGAAGAUCAUGAAGAGGGUGAACGAUUACGUAUUUGGGAUUUAGAUACCGCUUUGGUGCCAGUUAUUUUCACUGUGAUACGUUUGUUAUUAGAGUCAUGGUGUAGGGCAGUGGCGAAGACGUUUAACAUGCCGCGUUUUACGGCACUGUCUGGAUUAUGUAUGACCGUGGCUGGAGUUCUAUUAUCAAGUUACGCGACCAGUAUCUAUUCUAAUGACCACAUUGUGAAUAUAUUUGCAGGGAUACUAAUUGGUAUCGGUUGCGCAUUAACCGGCCAACAGACAGACUUGAUUAUCACACACUACUUCCGAGAAAAGCUGACUAUAGCUCAACGCAUAAUCAAGGUGGCACCUGUGAUAGGAAAUGUCCUUAUGCCUCUACUGAUUGGCUAUCUCUGUACCAUUUACUCAAGCGAAAUAGUCGUCAUGAUAUUUGGAGCUAUAAUAAUGCAAAAUUGCGUGUUCCUGGCUUCAUACACCAGACCCGUAUACAUAGAAAGGGUGAUACGUACUACAUAUAACAUGAUUCGCGAUGGAGCUGAAGAUGACGAUGAAGUCAUAUUUUCGAACCAAACAGAGACAGUAACUAGAACUAAUCCCGUAGCAACACAAGACGAAGAUGCUAACGACGUUGUAGUAUUCAAAUCCAGAGAAAACGCUAGAGAGAUAAUGGAUCCUAACGUUGAAAGUGGCCAGAGUAGAUUCUCAUCAGAUUUCAGCGCAAUGUUCGAUAGUUCAAGAUCCAAUAGGUUUUCGUCAGAUUUCGGAGCAUUGGACGUUACCAGUUACAGUCGUAUAAGUGGGUAUCAAGAGUUGGAGAGUAUAGAUAGAGAGGCUCAACCUCAGCCUUUGUAUAGAGAGACUACGGUGAAUGCACCAUCGAAUGGUCUUGUGUUUGCUGCAGAAGUAACGCCAGGUACUGCAAGGCGUACUGCGUUCUUGAAGAAGAACUUGAUAACAGUGGUUAAUAUGCUGAAGGAUUUGAACUUCUAUCUAUACACGCUGCUACAUUUGUGUACCACGUAUAGUGUUCUAGUGUUAAGUGUUGUUUUCCCGCCAUUGAUGUGGGAGCAGAAUCCAAGUUUAAAUGUUUGGACGAUAUCAUCGUUAACAUCAAUAGCGCACGCCGCUGCUCUGAUUUUUGUAAUUCUUUGCGUAUUCUUGCCUGAGAAUAUAAACGAAAAGGCAAAAUUAUGCACUGUAUUUUGUGUAUGCGGCGCAAUCGGAUUCUAUGGUGUUACCCUAUCAUCGAACAAAAACUACCUAGUAGUUUGGUGCAUGUUUUCCAGUCUCGCCACAGCAACGUGCGGUGUUUUACAACAAUCUUUAUACAGUAGUACAUUAAACGAAUUUAGUACUACUGCUACAGUUACUACUGCAAAUACUAUUGUAGCCAUUAUUAUUAUGAUUUGGGCCGUUUGUUACAGCUACGCGUAUCGCACGUGUUUCUUUAUCGCAAGUCUGUUACAGACUGUCACGGCUGCCGUAUUUUUAGUUGCGUCGUUUAGGCGACGGAGGUAGUUUUAGAUUUCUAGCGUAGAGUUAUUAAAAUUUAUUUUUGACUACCUUUCCGCCUGCGGCAUCCCCCUCAAUCUUAAACUUAACUAAUUAUAUUCUAAAACCUUCCUAUUAAAUCACUGUAUCUAUCAUAACGCCAUCAAAAUCUGUUUCGUAAUUUUAAAGAUCUAAGCAUACAGACACAAACGGCGGAAAGCGACUUUGUUUUAUACUAUGUAGUGAUUUAUGUUAAGUUUAAGUUACCAAUUUGAAAUGUGCUGCUUAUUGCAGUACAAUCGAGGCUGCACACAUCUAACUUAUUACGCAAUAGAUGUAUUAUAUUUUUUAUUUAUUAUAAAGAUAAUGUUAUAGAUAUAAAACUAAAAUAUGCGUGGAAUAAUAAUUUAUUUAUAAGAGAUCAUAGUUAAUUGAUGGAUAAAUAAUGUACAAGCAUAAAUUCAUAAGAUACAGGAAUAAAAUCAAAUUACAUAUAUCAUUGACAUACAGAAUAUAAUUUAAUAAAUAAUUAUUAAAUCUAGGCGGUAAAAUAAGCUAUAGUUAUAAUAAUAUUUAUA
Colias croceus (clouded yellow) is the source of this 2366-nucleotide messenger RNA. RefSeq lists its product as uncharacterized. The transcript is spliced from 4 exons. Gene Ontology annotation, molecular function: monocarboxylic acid transmembrane transporter activity. Bases 88 to 1815 code for a protein of 575 amino acids. NCBI's taxonomy places the organism in Eukaryota, Metazoa, Arthropoda, Insecta, Lepidoptera, Pieridae. Gene Ontology annotation, biological process: monocarboxylic acid transport. The record is from RefSeq and is a predicted model, not a curated record.